AUGUUAAUAUGUUUAAAAGAUUUGGUUUAUAAUGUUGAUGAAAUGUUAAAAAGUAAAGGUGAUAUUUUGAAUAUUGUUAAUCUUAUUCAGAUUUGUACAGUGGAUAUAAUUGGUGAAACAUCGUUUGGCAGAAAAUUUAACAGUAUCAAAGCUGGUGAACAUCCUUUACCUGGAAAAGUUUGGAAAGAAUUAAGGAGAAGACUGAUGUUUACUGAUUACUUAAUUAAAACUCGUCGAGAGGGAAUUAAUCAAAAAACCGAUAUUUUACAAAUUUUAUUAAAUACCUUUGAUAAUGAAACAGAACAGCCUAAAGAUAUGAAGGUGAAACUAAGUGAAAAUGGAAAUAGAAUGACAAACCUUGAGAUCUAUGAUCAGAUCGUAGAAUUUUUAAUUACAGGAACAGAUACUGUUUCAUUUACAACUGCAAUGACGCUUGUUCAACUUUCCAAAAAUUCACAAAAGCUAUUAUCUCUUGUUAAAGAGUUGGAUGAAGUUUUGAGUAUUGAUGAACUGCCUACUUAUAACAAAUUAAGGGACUUGAAGUAUUUGAAUGCUGUUAUUAAUAAAACUAUAAGAUUAUGGCCUGUUUUUUUGGUACAUACAAAACUUUAA
Racocetra fulgida is the source of this 612-nucleotide messenger RNA. The record is from the annotation of a GenBank genome assembly. Lineage: Eukaryota; Fungi; Glomeromycota; Glomeromycetes; Diversisporales; Gigasporaceae.